ACUGCUCAUCCCUUUUUCCAUCUCUACAGUAUCGCCUCCAACCACAAUGAAGGGCAAGGAAAUCAGAAUUGUCACGCUUUUGGUGAUUGACACGUUUUUCUUCUUCCUCGAAGCCAUCAUCGGCUACAGCGUCAACUCGCUUGCGCUCAUUGCGGACUCGUUCCACAUGCUCAACGACAUCAUUUCGCUCAUUAUUGCUCUCUGGGCCGUCAAUGUCUCAAAGUCCCGCGGGCCUGAUGCCAAGUACACGUACGGAUGGCAACGUGCGGAGAUCUUGGGCGCGCUCAUGAACGCCGUCUUUCUUCUUGCCUUGUGUUUCACGAUUUUCAUUGAGGUGAUCCAGAGAUUCAUCUCGCCGCCAGAGAUCACCAACCCAAAAUUGAUUCUCGUGGUCGGGACCGCUGGGUUAAUCUCCAACAUUGUUGGGUUGUUUUUGUUCCACGACUCUGGCCAUUCGCACUCUCACGGCGGCCUUUCCGGAGGUCACUCGCACGGCCACGACGCCGAAAGCCUCGAAUCGCCCGAUGGCUCUAGCGUUGCCGAUAUCAUGCCCCAGGCAGUGGUCGCCAAGGUGUUGGACGAGCAUUCGGCGUUGUUGAGCGAACAUGAACAUGGUCACAGCCACUCCCAUGGCAGCUCUCACGACUCUGAACCCGCCCCUGCCAAGCCAAAGAAGAAGAAGUCUUUGAAUAUGGAGGGGGUGUUCCUCCAUGUGUUGGGGGACGCAUUGGGUAACGUCGGGGUGAUUGUCACCGCCAUCUUCAUCUGGAAGACCGACUAUACCUGGAAGUUCUACUCGGACCCGCUUGUAUCGCUCUUUAUCACCAUCAUCAUCUUCUCGUCCGCCUUACCGUUGUGCAAGGCCACCUCCCGCAUCUUGUUGCAAGCAUCGCCAUCGCACAUCUCUGCCGACAAGAUCAUUGAGCGUAUUUUGCGCAUCGACGGUAUCGUCUCCGUGCAUGACUUCCACUUGUGGAUGUUGAACGAAUCCAAGACUAUUGCUUCGUUACACGUGGAGCUUGAGUCCGGCAACGCCUACUCGUCGCCGGCCAGCUUCAUGGAUAUCACCAAGCAGAUCAGAACGUUGUUGCAUGAAUACGGCAUCCACACAGCGACCGUCCAACCGGAGUACAACGACGCCUUGGUGCAGCAGGUUAUCGGCAUUAGCUCGAACCCUUCGCGUGAAAACUCAACGUCCAACCUCGGCGUAUACGGUAGCACUAACCAAGAAAGUUGCUUCAUCGAUAACGCCGCCGGUUGUGAUCCCCGCAGCUGUAUCCCGGAAUAAGUGCAUCCACCGCAAAGCGAGAGGGCUGAAAGAACUGUGUGUAAUCUGAUACUAGAUUGUUACGUAUGUGCCCUUUUGUCUAAUUUCUUGUAAGCCUUAACGUUGUGUAGUUACCACAAGGCUAUUCAGCCUACUAGUAUAUGGGAGGUUUCACCAAAAAAAAUCUGAAUAAAUAAAGUCAGAUAGUUUCGAG
Messenger RNA from Babjeviella inositovora NRRL Y-12698, 1481 nucleotides. RefSeq names its product Zn(2+) transporter. NCBI's taxonomy places the organism in Eukaryota, Fungi, Ascomycota, Pichiomycetes, Serinales. The record is from RefSeq and is a predicted model, not a curated record. Gene Ontology annotation, biological process: intracellular zinc ion homeostasis; zinc ion transmembrane transport. Bases 47 to 1288 code for a protein of 413 amino acids. Gene Ontology annotation, cellular component: fungal-type vacuole membrane. The transcript has a single exon. Gene Ontology annotation, molecular function: zinc ion transmembrane transporter activity.